This is a messenger RNA of Frieseomelitta varia, 1839 nucleotides long. Its product is annotated as protein THEM6. The record is from RefSeq and is a predicted model, not a curated record. The coding region runs from base 495 to 1163 and encodes 222 amino acids. Lineage: Eukaryota; Metazoa; Arthropoda; Insecta; Hymenoptera; Apidae. The transcript has 5 exons.
UUGUUCAUCGGUGAACGAUCAGCAACGUUGCAAGACGCGCGCGAUUCAUCGGAUACCUAUUUUUAAUGUGCCGCUUAUUCGUCAACGAUCCCUCUGCCAAUUUGGCAGAAAUGUACCGCGCGAUUAUACCGAAUAUACUCGAUAUUCAUGCUAUUAAGUAGUGAGUAUCCAAAGUGCUCCGUGUAUAAAAGAACGCCGGACGUAGGCUGCAUUGUCUGCUGAUGCGUUCAACGAUCGUCCAACAUGUCCCGACGUAUUUUAAAAUAAAAUUGAUCGUCAUGGUGCGUCGGUCUAUCCACGAUCCUUUGACAUGUUAAUGGAGCAACUCGGUUUCCUAUCGGCGAGAAACGAGCCAGGAAACACAGUCAGUACCGUCGACGAAUCGAUAAGGUGGAACGUGGCUUUCCAACGGUGGAGGAAUUCCAAAACCUGACCACGCGGGCACCGUACUUCUGGUUCAAUUCGAGGACGUGCGAAUAGCCAGUUUAAUCAGGAUGAUAACCUGCUGGAUAUUGACUGGUGUAUUUGGGGCUAUCGUGCUGCUCUACAGCCUAAUAGAAGUUCACUAUUUCCUACGUAUGUUCUUAACCGUGUUUCUUGCACGUUUCUGCAAAAAAAGGGUACACAUCCUCGACGAGACUACCGUCUACGGUAUCUGCAUCACUACGGAUGUGGACACGCUGCUCUAUCACAUGAACAAUGCGAGAUAUCUCCGCGAGCUGGACUUCGCCAGGGCGGAUUUUUAUGAGAGGACGAGCCUCUAUCGUGAAAUCUGCUCUCAAGGAUCCGGUGUCGUGCAGGGAGCGGCGACCAUUCGUUAUCGCCGGUUUCUCAAACCGCUGUCCGUCUUUAAAAUAACUUCCAAGAUAAUAUAUUGGGAUGAGAAAUCCGUAUUCAUGGAGCAUCGGUUCAUCACGCCUAACGACGGAUUCGUCAGGGCCAUUGCGAUGUGCAGACAAAGGCUUUUGGACUGUAGCGCCGAGGCUGUGAUCGGUUCCCUCAUGGAACGAGGCGUCAAGCAAAAUGGUAACGUGGAAGCGGGUGUUACUCAGGUACCUCACGUUCGACCGCAGAUGCCACCGGAAGUCGCCAGGUGGUUGGAGAGUAACGAAAUCUCUUCGGCGCUGCUUCGUCAGAGCUCGGCAGUGACGACGCAUUGCUGACAAAAGGAGGAUACGGCAUCCACCGCGAAUGGCGCCGUGUCUACUUCCGUCUACGCGACUACGACCGUGUAAGGUCGAAUAUUCGAUCGAUGCCGGCUUUCGUUGGUCAUCGAUGGAAUCAUCCAGCAAUCGCUUCUUGUUCGAACGACACGUGAGAUAGCUUCGAAUCAAUUUUGUCGGUGAACAGAUUACGAGUGAUCGUUAAGUUUCAAGCUUUUAUCGAUUGCAUUCUCGAUCGAGUUCGAUCGAGGAUCAAAGUGAACGAGAAGUUGAUGCUCGCCUACCUGAAAAUUGGUUCAAUGUUAUUUGCAAUAUGGUUCGAAUACGUAAUCGUAUAUAUAAUAUAAUAUAUAUAGUGAAUGUCGAAAGAAAAAGAGAGAAAAAAAGGAAUGAAUUUUCUUCGGAUCGAUGAGAAACAAAAAUCUAGAGUACAAAGGCCAAACAGAGAUGUGAAAUUAUUUUAUUAGGCAAUGAUAGAUGCGCGACUAUUGGGCAAGAUGUGUUUAGCUUCCUCGGGUGGAAGAAUUUACUAAUAGACUCAAUGAACUCGAUAACUUUCGAAACAAGUUAUGAAAACAACCUGUCCAGUGACCGUGGAACGGACUGCUAGAAUAAUAUCAAAGAAGAUUACGGAUUCUAGACCGAUUAAAUCCACUCCAAAGGAGCUUCCAAAUUU